AUGCCCAGCAUGUGGAAAGGAAAUGACAACGACAAUGGCGGCCAGGGUCUUCUGUCGGCUCAGGAACCCACACCAAUCUCCAACGACGAUGGAGCGUCGAGGUCCUCGCGCAGAAGUAAUGGAGCAUCGAGGAGAAGCGAAGAGCCCACGGAGAGGACCCGUCUUCUCGACCGUCCCAGGCCACCACCCAACUCAGAUGGCUACCUCGAUCCAGAUGACCCAGCUGUGUCACCAUACAACCUAUGGACUGUUCGCGCCAUGCGAUACUUGACCAUCCUCUUCCUCGUAGUCACCUUCUUGUGGUGGGUGCUUUUGCUGGUCUCCAUCUUCGUCUCCCCUCCUGGCCUACACACUCGUGGAUCCGGCUUCUUCGACUUCGCCUACACAUGUCUCACCCUUGGCAACCUUCUCGUCGCAACCAUCUUCUUCGUUACUCCUGCCAGAGGCCUGCGCAUCACCACGGCUAUCAUCGCCGGACUCCUAGCCAUCGACAUGAUCCUCAUCUUGGCCAUUCCUCGCAUCAGGCUCGAGGAAGGCUGGGUCGGUAUCGCAAGUGUUGUCUGGGCUUUCGUCAUGGCUGUUUGGUGCAUUCUGACCGAUCGUGUCGUCGCAUACGGCAAGCACGAAGAGGAGGAACGUCUUACUGGCCGAGCCGAGACGCGCCGCACACUGAAGGAAUGGCUUGCUGUUACCGUCGCUACGAUUCUUACCGUCGUUUUCAUCGUCAUCGUCAUCUUGAUGACUGGAACCCUCGGCAUGCGUGGCCGCGACGCAACACUCAAGAUGUAUGGUGAACGCAUCCUUGUAGACGGUGACAAGUAUGCCGUGCAUCUCGCCUGCGUCGGAAACGUCACCCAGACCCACGGCGUCGACGACCCUACCAUCCUCCUCGAGGCGGGCGAAUCGCCAUUGGAGUACGACUUCGAGCACUGGGCCUACGCAGCUUACAAGAACGGUACCAUCUCCCGCUACUGCUACUGGGACCGCCCCGGCUAUGCUUUCUCUGAUAACGCACCCUCCCCACACUCGGCCGGCAUGUCCGCAGACGCAUUCUCGGAAGCUCUUGCUAAGGCUGGAGAAGAGGGUCCUUAUAUUCUGGUCUCUGCGGGUACUGGCAGCAUCGUCUCCCGUAUCUUCAGCUCGCGCCACUUGAAGCAAGUCGUUGGCAUCAUGAUGAUCGACCCUCUCCACGAAGAUCUUCUGCAUCGCAUCGGUGGACCCGGUCGUGGUUUCAUUCUCUGGGCUUGGGGUAUCAUCUCACCAAUUGGCACUGUCCGUCUCGCAGGCGCGCUCUUCAAGGGUCGCACUCGUGAAGACCGUGUCUACGGCCGCAACGCAUACCAAUCGGGCAAAUACAUCAAGGCUCAGCUCCAGGAGAACCUUGUCGCUGACAGCCUGACUAAGAACGAGGUCUCGUCUGCUAGGAACAUUCAGAGCGCCAACACUCCCCUCGUCGUCGUCUCCAGCGGUAUCAAGGUCAAGACGGACUCUGAGUGGGAGCGAAAGCAGAAGGAUCUGACUACCCUUACUGACAACCUCGUCAGCUGGGAUGUUGUCAACAAGGCACCUCAUCAGGUCUGGGACACGCUCGACGGACGCACUGUCAUGGAGAAGCGCCUCAAGCAGCUCGUCAAGGCUGCCGCCAAAGUUAAGAGCGAGGCUGAGGAGUAG
This is a messenger RNA of Alternaria infectoria, 1671 nucleotides long. RefSeq lists its product as uncharacterized. The coding region runs from base 1 to 1671 and encodes 556 amino acids. The transcript has 2 exons. The record is from RefSeq and is a predicted model, not a curated record. Lineage: Eukaryota; Fungi; Ascomycota; Dothideomycetes; Pleosporales; Pleosporaceae.